AUUCCCUCGCCACGCAAAUGACUCAACUGUCGUUCAGCUUCUCACCUGAACCCGCGGAACGGGGCGUCUCGCUUUAACAGAGCCUCGGGUAAAAUGACACCGGGUGACGCCCUGAAACAAAGCAUAGCAACUUUACACAGUCCUGGCGCACUGCACUGGGACCGCGCACCUGGUCUGUCCCAUAAAACACACACAGGCGGACGACAAUAAGUAACCGAUACCGGAGAAGUUAUGCCCUCAAAACAGGGGGAGACGACCAGCCGUCGUUGACCGACAACGGAAGGAUCCGAGAUGGGGGACGAGGGUUGUUUCAAGUCCGUUCUCCCCCCUCAGGUCCUGGACGACAGCAGUCUGGCCCUGCCGGCCGAGCACAGCAUCCUGAGCCCGGCCAGGUUCCACUCCGUCGACCGGAGCGUCCGGGUCCAGCAGCAGGUCCAGCUCACCCUGGCCCGCAAGGGGAAGAAGUCCGCCUCAAACGGUAGCGUCCAUCAUGCCCAAAGGAGUCUGUCCUGGAGCUCAGACUACAGAGACGGACCGUCGCACAACAGCACGCUGAGGAGCGGCUCCGCCUUCAGCCCGCCCCCGACGGCGUCCUGCCGGUCGCUGCGCCGCCCCUCUCGGAGGGUGGAGGUGUCUCCGGCCCCCAGCCCGGUGCUGCCCCGCCCCCCCCUGCGCUACGGGGCCGCCGGCCGGAGCCUGGGGACCUACACCAUCCCGGGGCCCGGGGCCCCCCCCAAGAUGGCGCCCCUGCCGGAGCGGCCGUACGGCUCAGUGCCGCACAAGCGCUACGCCUUCUCCGAGGUCCCGCACACCACGCGGCUCCACGGCGCCACCUACAGCGCCCGGCGCAGCCCCGCCCACCCCGGGCUCCAGGGCCCCGCCCGCACGGCCCCGCCCCCCCGCAGGGCGGCGGCGGGGGGGGGUGGGCUGGUCCAGAGCCAUGCCCCUUGGGAGACCGGCACGGCAGAGAGGAGCAGGGGGGUGGGGCUGAGCUGGCUGAUCAAGGCCAGGAGGGAGCUGUGCUUCGAGGGUCUGGACGCCGCGUCGGCCGUCAGCAUGGAGCUGGACGCCCCCAGGGGGGCGGAGCCUGAGUCGCCCGUCCAGUGGGCCAGCGGCCGGGCUCAGAAGUGGGCGGUGAAGCCCCCCGAGCUGACUCUGGAGCGGGCGGUGGCCGCGCUGACGCAGGACAGCGAGGACGACCUGGUGACCGCCGCCAGCUUCAUCCAGAAGCAGUGCUUCAGCAGCGCCGACGCCAGGAAGAUGGUGUUCUACCUCCACGGGAUCCCCAAGCUGCUGCAGCUGCUGCCCAGCGACAGCGAGGAGGUGCAGCGGGCCGCGGCCGGCGCCCUGCGGAACCUCGUCUUCCAGAGCGACGAGAACAAGAUGGAGGUGAAGGAGAGCGAGGGCGUGGCCCUCAUCCUGCGGGCGCUGCGGAGCUGCCGCGACGUGGAGGCCCGCCGCCAGCUCACCGGUCUCCUGUGGAACCUCUCGUCCCACGACGUGAUCAAGGAGCACCUGUCCCAGGACGGCUUCUCGGUCCUCACCUCCAAGGUCCUGGUGCCGUGCUCCGGGCUGUCUGAGGGCGAGAACCCCAAAGACGAGCUGCUGGCCGACGCCGACACCUUCCACAACGCCACCGGGUGUCUGCGCAACCUGAGCUCGGCCGGCCCGGACUGCAGGAAGGCCAUGAGGGACUGUGAGGACCUCAUCGACGCACUGGUCUACUACAUCCGCGGGACCAUCGCCGACUACCAGCCCGACGACAAGGCCACAGAGAACUGUGUGUGUGUUCUCCACAACCUGUCGUAUGCGAUCGAGUCGGAGAUUCCUCCGAGGUUCUUCAGGGACCUGUCUGAGGCCCCGCCCCCCCCCUCCUCCACCUGGUCCCCGGGCUGCUUCACCCACCGACCCCCCAAGAACACCACGGACCUGGAGCGACAGCGCCCCCUGCUGGAGGAGAAGGCCAACCCGCACGGCAUCGAGUGGUUGUGGAGCGCCAUCACGGUGCGCAUGUACCUGUCUCUGAUGGCGCGCAGCGGCAGCAACUUCACCCAGGAGGCGGCGCUGGGGGCGCUGCAGAACAUCACGGCCGGACAGGGCAUGCUGACGGAGGCUAUCUGCUACACGGUGGUGCUGCGGGAGAACGGCCUCCAGCAGGUCCGCCGGAUGCUGCAGGAGGGAGACCGCUCCGUGAGGCGCACGGCCGUGGCCCUCGUCAAGAACCUCUCCCGCUACCGCGAGCUGCACGCCCCCAUCGUGAAGCAGGUGCUGCCCGAGCUGGUGGCCAUGCUGCCCAGCUCGGACCAGGGGACGGAGGUCCCCACGGAGCUCACCGUCUGCCUCUGUCAGAUCCUCACCAACUUCACCAAGAACGACACCAGCAGCGUCAAGGCCAUCGUGAACCAGGGCGCCCUGCCCAAGGUCAUCAACAUCAGCACCAAGGACAACGGCUUCGGUCCGACCCGGGCCGGGCAGGCGGCCUGUCUGCUGCUGCACACCAUGUGGAGACACAGCGACCUCCACGGGGCCUAUCGGAAGGCUGGGUAUAGGAAGAUUGACUUCGUCAACAGCAGGACCACGAAAGCUGUGAACUCUUUGCAAGACUAAACCGUAGAAUCACGAACCCAGCGCUGGCUGCAGGAAAACAUUUGGUGCGGUGAUUCAGAACAUUUGGUGUAGAUUCUAUGUUAAAUAAAAUCAAUGAUCUGUUGUUCUAAGUUUUCAGAUUGAUUGUUUUGCAGAUAGUUUGUUUAGUAGAAUACUUAAAAUAGCCCUUUUAAGCAUUCCGUUUUAUCUAGUUUUUUUUUUAACAAAAGCACGUAUAAUGAUCGCAUCAACCCUCGGAAUGAAUGAAUGAAUGAAUGAAUGGAUGAAUGGAUGAAUGUGAAAGGUUGGGAGCAAUGUCAAUGAAUGAAUGAUGAAAAAAUUAUGUAAAAUUGAACAUAAUCUGAAGUUGAAUUUCCUUUACUUAUGUGUGUAUAGUUUGUUUUUAUAAAUGUACCCCUUAGAGGGCAGCUUUGAGAACCUUAUGAUUAUAGUAGUCUUUAUGUACCAUCUGGUAUUCUUUUGUAUUUGUUUUUGUUUUGCACUGCUAUGCGAAUACUUUACGUUUAACCGUGUGGAUAAAUGUCACUUUGCAGGAAAUUGUUCUGGAAAUAUCCAUUUAUUUUGUGAAGGAGGACAUUUUAUUGGGAUUUCAAUGUGUUACUAAUUUAAACGUCACUAACACACUUGGUAUAUAAUCCAUCAAUAUAUAUAUAGUUGUCAUGAAUUUUGAAGUUUGGUCAAUAAUUAUCCGUUUUUGAAGAUUUGAAGCCAUUAUAAUGAUUCAUAAUAUACAAGUUAAAAAGUUACAUGAAGUUUAAAACACAUAUUGUGGAACGGUGGAAAUGGUCUCAUUGAUUAGAGUGGAAGCGAUCAGCAGAGGUGACCGCGGCGCAGCCGUCCCGCGGCGCGUACGCCUCCGGUGGAAUCAAGCCUUGAGAGUAGACCGAGAGAAAGUGAUGACGCUCUCAACAAAAUGGCUGCGCCCAUGAAGACAUUUAUUUUUUGCUUAAGUACCACGUAGGACAAUUUAAUGUCGAUUUUAAAUGCUCUUACACACUUGAUUACAUUGCUAAUUUAUUCCGUUCACCAAUUUAUAAAUUGCAUGGUCUUGCUGUCCGUGCAAUACAAUGUAAAGUUGUGUUUAUUUUCAGGCUGGUUUGCUAAAGAGGCUAAUGUAGCUAACAAUAAAUAACGACUAGCUAACUCCAUGCCACAAUAACAAAGACAAACAGGAACGCUAUGAAUGCUCCGAGUCCGGAAGUGACGUCAAACGUGCAACUCGGAAGGCUGGCGUCCGAGGAUUCCGGAACACACCAUAACGCCACCAAUUCCAACAAUCAUGGAUAAGGUAUGAGCAUGGGUAUGACUCGAGCCAUGUGACAGUUUCAGUCUCCUCGUUCCUUUACGAUCACUCAUGGAAAUGUUCCAAUAGUUGGCGCCAUUUUUCCAGGAGUUACGAGAGAAAUCCAAUUUUUAAGGUAAGAAAGUAUUUUUAUUUAUUCGUAUUUUUUUUUCUAUUACUGUUACCGUUGUAAAGUUGUAUGAGUUAUAUCAGGUCAAACUAUAGUUUCUCUAGUAAAGAAUGGUGUGUCUCUCCCUUGCUAAUGUCAAAGCCCCAUGCCGAUACAGCUAGUUUAGGAAUGGAUGUCAGGGCAAGGUGGGUUGUAAUGCAUGUUUUGAAAGUGUUACCAUCAUCCCCUCACAUACAAAGUUGUUACCAGAGAAGAUGUUGAAGAUGUGGCCCUGUUCUCAAUAAAAACAACUGUUCAGCUCUCUCUCUCAAGAGACACAAAUGCACACACACAAAGUAUAAACGGUAUGUUUUUUAUAGUUUCAUAACAUUAAUAU
Molecule: messenger RNA, 4395 nt
Organism: Gadus chalcogrammus (walleye pollock)
Lineage: Eukaryota; Metazoa; Chordata; Actinopteri; Gadiformes; Gadidae
Gene: pkp2
Product: plakophilin 2
Exons: 14
Coding region: 292-2607 (771 amino acids)
Biological process (GO): desmosome organization; cell-cell adhesion; protein localization to plasma membrane
Cellular component (GO): cytoplasm; intermediate filament; adherens junction
Molecular function (GO): cadherin binding; intermediate filament binding; protein kinase C binding
Source: RefSeq, a predicted model, not a curated record